This is a messenger RNA of Cyclocybe aegerita, 432 nucleotides long. The record is from the annotation of a GenBank genome assembly. NCBI's taxonomy places the organism in Eukaryota, Fungi, Basidiomycota, Agaricomycetes, Agaricales, Hemipholiotaceae.
UGUUGCAGGAGUCGCUGGUGCUGGCUAGAGAGUACCCGGGAGGGAAGAAUAGCUUGUUCGCGAGGUAUAAGUACAACUCGCAAACCAGCAUUUUCACACAUCCCGCCACCCCCCUACCUCCCGAGACAUUCUUUCAAGUCAUGACCGGUCCAGGUGCAACUCAUAAACGCAGUUCCUCAGUCACUCCUUCCACCGGCGAGUCGGCGACUCAGAAUACCGAAGGCGCACCGAAGGGCGUUGAAUCGAAUGGGAUUCUUCUAGUCGUCGUUCCAACGGCUCAAGCUGCCGAUGUUGGAGUCAACGAUCUCAUCCAGAGGCUUUACAGUCUCGUUACGCAAGCAAGUACCAAGAAGGAGGAUGAGCCCAAGAUUCUUCAACGCAAUCAGAAGGCCUUCGAGCCCAAAGGGAAGACAGGUACAGGGGGAAAAUGAA